This is a messenger RNA of Coccinella septempunctata (seven-spotted ladybird), 3881 nucleotides long. RefSeq lists its product as uncharacterized. The transcript has 5 exons. The record is from RefSeq and is a predicted model, not a curated record. Bases 585 to 3881 code for a protein of 1098 amino acids. Lineage: Eukaryota; Metazoa; Arthropoda; Insecta; Coleoptera; Coccinellidae.
AUUUCCCUGAAAAAAUAUAACUUCCGAUAUAAGCGGACUUUCUAGAAUGAUCAUUCUAGCUGAACAGAACUCAUAAUAAACAAUUUUUCAAUAGCCUAGAUAUGUCUAAUAGACCCUUUUCGGUGGAACAACCUGUAUACUCGAUGAAACCAAAAAUUUUAUGGCUGUUAUUAUUGUGCAAGGUGAAGAAGGUGAGCCGUGUCGACAAAUAGGUUUUGCCCCAUCUGGGUGACAACGAAAAACCAGAUGUAAAAUAAUUUCUGGUAGCAUAUUUAAGAGCUGCACCAGCCUACACUUCCCCAUUCUGUUUUUUGAACCUUUGAGUGCGCUUACACUGUGUUACAAUUACUAUUGAGUUUUUUCGGUUAUUCAAAUCAUGUUUUGUUUAGUGAGAUUUGAAGAUGGUGUUCUAUUCGUGGUGAAAAAAAAAAAUUUAAGAAUAUCCAAAAAUAAAAUUUUUGCGAGAUACGAUGACGGGCAUUUCUAUCUAUGCCAUUUGCUGUAUAGUCACGGUAAGUCUGCUCAGUCUUAUUGAGAAUUUUAUAUAUUUCUUUAUGAUGAUGUUAUUUUAUGUUUUGUAGAUUAUGAAUCUUGAAUUCGGAAGCAUACAAAAUGUAACCCUAAUUUUUCGCCCACUCAUUUGUUUUAUUUUUUUGUCAACAGACAAAAUAGCCGUUAUCCAAGAUAUGCUUCAGCAAUUAUCAUCUGAUUGUCAAGUUUCCACGAGAAGAGCUGAAAAUCCCAACACCCUCGAACAUCCAAUAGGUAAUGCUGAUCGGGAGCAGGGUUCCGAAAUUUCGUACGAGAAUUUGUUCCCUGAAAAUGUGGAACAGCCAUUAUCGAAUGAAUCUACGCAUGAUGGUCAGUCUUCUCUGAUUAAAUAUUCUUCAUCGAUUGAUAACAGUGAUCCAUUCAAUACGGACGAAGAUGAAGAAUAUCAACCCCCGAUAGAUAAAGAGGAAGAUGAGGAGGAUAAGACUUCAGACUUAUCGAGUGACUUAAGUCAUGAAAUAACCGAAACCCUUCCUACUCAAAGAGAUGAUUCCUCAAUGUUGGAUAUUUCAGUUAAUGAAACUGUGGUCGGUGGAGCAAUAAGGGAUGCGAAAACAAAAUUGGUGAAAGCCAGUGAUUCCGGGACAAAAAAAUACAGCUGUAAAUAUUGCAAUAAGUUAGUAGCUAAAUUAGCUCGUCAUAUCGAAACGGUGCAUAAGGAUGAAGAAGAGGUGAAAAAACUUUCUUUGAUUAACAAAACCAAAAGAGAAAAGAAUCAACCCUUGAGUGCAGCAGCACGCGAACGACUCGAGAUGAUAAAGAAAAUAAGGGCGAAAGGAAACUUCGAGCACAAUAUGAAAUGCUCAACCUACGACGAAUUCAUUCCUUGCAGACGACCCCGGCAAAAUAAAGCACCUAAAACUGUGUCUGAUUUUGCUGUAUGUCCGCAGUGCAAAGAAACUUAUUCAAAAUCAACAUUACACAAGCACUACAGAAGAUGUACAGGACGAUGCUCGAAGUAUAAUAAGAAAGUUCAAAUGUUGAGUCGCCUAACAAUGGGUGAUAUCCACGAAAUGGCAGAGCCUCAGUUGAAAAAAAUUAUAUGUCGAAUGAGAGACGAUGAAAUUACGACUAUAGUUCGAUAUGACGAAUUAAUAAUUCUGUUUGGGAAUUUGGAAAGCUACAAAUACCGACAUUCCCAACAUCACGGAAAGAUGAUAAGAGCUAAAUUGCGUCGUCUUGGACGUUUGCUCCUGGAGUUGAGGAAGAUGAAUGAAAAUAUCAGAGAUUUCUCCAAUUUGUACGACCCCGCUAAUUUCACCUGUUUCUUGAAGGCCGUCAAUACACUUGGGAAUUUCAAUGAAGAAAGUGAUCUCUUCGAUACUCCAGCGACAGCAUCUGCAUUGGGCAUGCUCACCAAGGAACUGGGAGAUAUAUGGAUAGCACACUGCAUCGAAAAAAAAAAUCCAGAUGCCAAACGAAAUGCUGAAGAAUUCCUGCAUUUAUAUAAUUUGAAAUUUGGCAAGAUUAUAAAUAAAACAGUUGCAGAGUCACAGACGGAAAUGUGCAUUAAGAAAAAAGUAAUUCUUCCUUCGUUCAGUGACAUUAAAAUCUUACACAAAUAUCUGACGUGUAAGAGGAAUAAUGCAUUGAACGAAUUGAAAAAAAAAUUUGAUAAGAAGGUUUGGAGGGACCUCUUGGAAGCCACUCUUACAUCUAUACAACUUUUGAAUAGAAGAAGGCCCGGAGAACUAGAGAGAAUUAAAUUAGUUCAUUAUAGUUCUUUAGAGAAGAUCGACGAGAAAAGUAAUUUGGAUUUAUACAAGAAGCUCAAUCCACAAUCAAAACAAAUUGCGAAUAAAUAUUCAAGAAUAUUAUUGCGAGGGAAACUCAACAGAACUGUUCCAGUUUUGCUUGACAAUGAAAUGGUGGAAUCUUUAAAAAUGAUUUUGAAGUAUAGGAAAGAAGCGGGUGUGUCUGAAUCAAAUACAUAUUUAUUUGGACUUCCGGGUGGAGCAGAAAAAUGGCCUAGUGCAUGCGACCUAAUGAGAAAAUUUUCGAUUGCGUGCAAAGCAAAUUUACCCUCCACAUUAAGGGGUACUUUGUUGAGGAAGCAUGUUGCUACGUGUUGCAUAUCGCUUAAUCUUACGGAUGGAGAAAUUGAGGAUUUAUCAAAUUUCAUGGGCCAUGACAAAAAUAUUCAUUUGAAUAUUUAUCGACAGCCCGUAGCAACGAAAGAUAUUCUGCAAAUAUCCCAACUUCUGGAAAAGGCUCAAGGGGAUGACGAUCCGAAUGCUCCAGAUAUAGAUUUGGAAGAAGUUGAUGAGACCGAAAAUUAUGUUCCAGUGGUUCGGCCCCAAACGACUUCAUUCCAAGAAUUCAUAACUCCGAAGAACCAAAAAGCCAAAUGGGAUCCAGAUUCGAGAGCAGCAGUUAUGAACGCAUUUGGAAAUACGUUGGGAGAAGGAAAAUUGCCGUCAUCCCACCAAAUACAGCAACUCAUCAACAGCACACCAUGCUUGCGAAAAAGAACAGUGCCGCAAAUAAGAACAUGGCUUCAUUCUAAAAAAAAAAUUCUUUUAUCAGACAAAAGUGAAACCUCGACAAGCCAUAGCCAACAGAGGAGGAAUUCAAUUCCAAAUACAAUUUACCUCUUAUUUGCGGAUAAUAUUGCUAAAAAAGUUGUUCCAACUCUUGAGGAUUGCUAUACCAUGUACGCAAGAUCACCGUCUCUGAAUAGAUAUAAUCCCAGUGAGAUACUGAAUUUAGUGAAGGAAGCUAGGGGAAGGUGGGCAGCAAUCUCACAGCGAACACUGACAGUUCUACCAACAAUAACUUCGUCACUUCCUGAUACUCAAUCGGCCACCUACACCACCAUAAAUUCUUCAGCAAACACUCUACCUCAUCCGUCUGCUACGACCUCAUAUGUGCUACAACAAGCCUCAGUAAAUGAUUCUUUGGAUGAUGCAGCAUUCCAUCUGGUUAGCCCCAAACAGUUAAUGCCUUAUCCACGAAUGGCCGAAAAAAAAAGAGGCGAAGUUUGGAGAAGAGGAAAAGCAGCUAUUAUCACUGCUUCUCCAUAUAAAACAGAAUUAGAGGAAAAACAAAACAGUAGGAAACCGAAACCUGAUGUCUCAAGCGAAAAGAAAAUGAAAAAAUCAAAUAAGAGGAGAUCUCGAAAAACUAAAAAAGCUGAAGAAGAAGCUCAGACAUCAGAAGAAGAAGAUACUGCAUGUCUAUACUGCCACGGCUUGUAUUCCGAGUCUACCGAAGGAUGGAUCACUUGCCAGGUUUGUUCUUAUUGGGCGCAUUGUGGCUGUGCAGGAGUUGAAGACAACGAUGAUGAAGCUGUCCACAUCUGCCCAUUAUGUGAAGAUGAAGACUAUUGA